Molecule: messenger RNA, 1573 nt
Organism: Vespula vulgaris
Lineage: Eukaryota; Metazoa; Arthropoda; Insecta; Hymenoptera; Vespidae
Gene: Hacd1
Product: very-long-chain (3R)-3-hydroxyacyl-CoA dehydratase 2
Exons: 5
Coding region: 821-1426 (201 amino acids)
Biological process (GO): sphingolipid biosynthetic process; very long-chain fatty acid biosynthetic process; fatty acid elongation
Cellular component (GO): endoplasmic reticulum membrane
Molecular function (GO): 3-hydroxyacyl-CoA dehydratase activity
Source: RefSeq, a predicted model, not a curated record
UCUCUUGGAAAAAGAAACGUCUGUAAAAACGAGCCUUGAUAAAAUUGCUUUUUACGUAAGGAUAAGCAAAUUAAAAUAUUCAGAUAUAUGAAUGUGAGAAUGAGUUACGUCAGAUGAGUAAGCAAAAACUUUUCUACGUGGCUUUUAUUUUUUUAUUUUAUUUAUUUUAUUUUUUUGUUAACUCAUCGAACACAAAUUUAACUGAGAUAUUUUUACGUUCGUUUCUUUUUUUGUAUGAUCAUCAAUAUAAGCUAAAAUAAAAAUAUUAAAAAAAAAAAAGAUAAAAAAAGAGUUUCACCAUUGACAAGUUUUUAUUCGAUGUCCGCAAAUGUAUCGUUGUGAGAGAGACAAAAUUUAUAUAUUGGCGAUAUAUAAAUAAUAUUAUUGAUAAUAUAAAAUAAUAAUAACGUAUAUUAAUAUGUUAUAAAAUGUUUCAUUUAUUUGGAUUUUUUUUUUUUAGGACAGAUAAAAUUUAAUUUACAAAACUAUUUGACAUAUAUAUUUGUCAAGUACAAAUACAUAACAUAUACUUUCCUAGAGUAUACUAAUUCUCAAUGUUGAGCUAAAAUGCUUUAAGAAUAAAUUCACUGGUCAAUCGUGUAGGAAAAUAUGUAUUUUAGAAAACAUCGUCAUUAUAAUAUCUUUUGAUAGUGUUAUAUAUGGAAUAAUAAAAUUAUAGUGAAUAAUAUAGAAAAAGCAAAAAAUUUUUUUUAUUUUUUAAUUAUCAAUUAUGACGCUAAGAGAAUUGUUCUUUAAUAUUUAAAUAACUACCAUUUCAAUAUUAGCUCAUAUUGUAAAAUAUUUCACUUGUUGGUCAUGGAUGUUAUAUAUAUUGAUAUCUCACUACGGAGAUAGUUCAUCAACUUUAAGUUUUUGGGAUAAAAUUUGGCUUCCUUUAUUUAUUUUUCAAUUUUCUGCUUAUCUCGAGACGAUACAUGCCAUAACAGGUUUAGUUCGAUCAAAUCCGACAAUAGUACUGGUACAAGUCACAAGUCGUGCAUUUAUUUAUAUUGUGUUAUUGUCGUUGCCAUCGGAAUCUGUUGGAUCAUCAUUUAGUUUACCAUAUACUCUCGUCUCUUGGUGUAUUGCAGAGAUCAUUAAAUAUUCUUAUUACUUUAUGAAUCUUAUUGGAUAUAUACCAUAUUUUCUAACAUGGUUAAGAUAUUCGUCAUUUAUGAUACUUUAUCCGACUGGUAUAAGCGGAGAACUUCUGUGUAUUUACAAAGCAAUCAUUUAUUCAAAGUCUAAUCCAGAUAUAUGGAGUUAUACAUUGCCUAAUCAAUGGAACUUUACAUUCAGUUAUUUAUAUCUUUUGAUAAUGGUCGUAAUAAUAUAUAUUCCAGGUUCACCCAUAUUAUACAAGCACAUGCUUUCACAAAGACAGAAAACGUUAAAUACAAACGUUAAAACGAAAAAAGUAAAAUAAUUGUUUAUUUUAUCAGUUUUUAUAUUACUUUGCACUUUGUUACUUUUCGCACAACAUUGUAACACAAAGUAUAAAAUUUAAAAUAUAAAAUAAAAUGAAACAUAAAAUAUAUUGUUACAAAGAAAAAUAAAAUAUUUUAAUAUUUAA